Molecule: messenger RNA, 429 nt
Organism: Caenorhabditis remanei
Lineage: Eukaryota; Metazoa; Nematoda; Chromadorea; Rhabditida; Rhabditidae
Exons: 3
Coding region: 1-429 (142 amino acids)
Cellular component (GO): cell surface
Source: RefSeq, a predicted model, not a curated record
AUGCACUAUUGUUAUUAUGCUCUCCUAAUUGCUAUCACCAUUGGCCACUCGUCACUCGCUUUCCGUCUCCAGGGAGUAGCCGUGAAGGGCAAGUUGACGUGUGGUGGGAAGCCGUGGAAGAAUGCGAAAGUCAAGUUGUAUGAUAUUGAUACGAAUCCCGGUGACUCCGAUGACCUACUCGACGAAAAGUACACUGACAAGGACGGCGAGUUCCGUGUCGAUGGAACCACCCGUGAAAUGACUCCAAUCGACCCGGUUCUCUAUAUUUAUCAUGAUUGUGAGGACUCCAUUAAACCAUGUCAAAAGAGGAUAACAUUAAUAAUACCAAAAAAGUUUAUACAUUUCGGACAAGCCACUGCAUGGAUGGACAUCGGGACACUCAGUCUGGAGACAGGGUUUCCGGAACAGGAUAGGAGUUGUUAUCAUUGA